Cyprinodon variegatus (sheepshead minnow) is the source of this 702-nucleotide messenger RNA. RefSeq names its product clarin-1-like (gene clrn1). The coding region runs from base 132 to 650 and encodes 172 amino acids. The transcript is spliced from 2 exons. Lineage: Eukaryota; Metazoa; Chordata; Actinopteri; Cyprinodontiformes; Cyprinodontidae. The record is from RefSeq and is a predicted model, not a curated record. Gene Ontology annotation, biological process: equilibrioception; sensory perception of sound.
AUCUGAUCCCUGUUCUGAUGGACCGUCAGAUCUAGCAGAACAGCAAUAAUCCUGGGAGUUAUUAAUCCCUGCGGUUUAGUUUGGAUUUUUCGGACCCCAUGGAGUCCCGCCCAGCCUGACCCGGACCCAUCAUGCCGAACCGUCAGAAGCAGGUCCUGUUCUGCUCCGCUGGCGUCCUGAGCCUCUGCUGCGCCCUGUCGACUGCCGUCAUCACCGGCCUGCCCUUUUGGCUCCGCGGGUCCGUGCUCUGCAGAACCGGGGCCGAACUGGUCAACGCCACCGGAGCCGAACUGGACCAGUUCGUGGGAGAUCUCAGCUACGGACUUUUUCACGGAGAGAGGGUGAAGCAGUGCGGCCUGGGCGGCAGACCGUCCCGCUUCUCAUGUUUGACCAGCUGCCUGGUUCUGAUCCUCUUCGCCUCUGAGGUGAAAAUCCACCGGCUGUCCGAGCUCAUCGCCAACUUCAAGGAGGAGAAUUUUGUUUUUCAGACGUACUCGGAGAGCUACGACAGCUGCUUUUGGGUUUUCUUCAUCAUCCUCGUCCUUCAUGGACUCAACCUGGUUCUGAUUCGACUUACAGGGAUCCAGUUCCCAUUCCAGGGGAAGAAAGAUGUAGAGCUGAGCGUCGGUGCAGCCGACCUCAUGUACUGAUGGACUCGAAGACUAACAGAACCCCAGCUAGCUGUUGUCUGGUGGUUCUGAU